UCAAAUUGAUUCUUCUUACUAGGAACAGCAGCAACAGCUAAACGGAAAGAUGCGAAUUUUAAUGUUACUAUUGACUUUCUUAGCGAUGGCAGCCUUCGAAUUAGGUGCAGGCGCUGAUGCUAGCGCUAAUUUCGCUAGAUUGCGUCGCAUCAUCAAGCCGGAAAUUGUGAAGAGGCACGCUUCCUACUAUAAAUUUUCUCCAGAAGCCGAAGCUAGAGCCGCAGAUGAUGCUGGUGCUAGCCCAAAUACUGCUAGAGUUCCUCGUUUCGUAAAGCCGGAAAUUGUGAAGAGAUACGUUGCUCCGGAAACUGAAAGACACUACAAGGUUCUUUUCAUCAAGGCCCCAAGCGCAAGCGCAAGCAGCGCCUAGUCGGUUAUUUUCAUCUUAAAAUUUCACCAAGAACCCUGAAGCCGUCGAUAGUUUGAGAAAUUCAACCGUUGUUACAAAGUGCAUUUUGACUUUCCUUUAUUGUGUCAUUGUUUGUUGAAAUGUUGUUUUUCCGAUUGUGUUUUUGUUUGAAAUUAUAGUAAAUUUUCAAUAAAUUUGU
This is a messenger RNA of Uranotaenia lowii, 548 nucleotides long. RefSeq lists its product as uncharacterized. Lineage: Eukaryota; Metazoa; Arthropoda; Insecta; Diptera; Culicidae. The transcript is spliced from 2 exons. Bases 50 to 370 code for a protein of 106 amino acids. The record is from RefSeq and is a predicted model, not a curated record.